Messenger RNA from Vanessa atalanta (red admiral), 1764 nucleotides. It is a transcript of the gene PICK1, whose product is annotated as PRKCA-binding protein. Gene Ontology annotation, biological process: dendritic spine maintenance; positive regulation of receptor internalization; intracellular protein transport. Gene Ontology annotation, cellular component: trans-Golgi network membrane; synaptic vesicle; postsynaptic density. The coding region runs from base 67 to 1764 and encodes 565 amino acids. Gene Ontology annotation, molecular function: protein kinase C binding; protein domain specific binding; phospholipid binding. The record is from RefSeq and is a predicted model, not a curated record. NCBI's taxonomy places the organism in Eukaryota, Metazoa, Arthropoda, Insecta, Lepidoptera, Nymphalidae. The transcript is spliced from 12 exons.
AUCAAUAAUUUCAACAACCAAGUCUGUUUUGUGUUUAUAGAAGAAUAUUAGUUUUAAAUUAGGAAAAUGAUGCAGGAGUACGACGACGAUUUCUUCUUCGAAGAGGACAAAAUUAAAACUAAACAUGGAAACUUUAAAACGACUCUUUCGUUAUCGGUUGACGACAGUCUAUUAUUGACAAUGGAAGAAACGAAAACAACAGGAGCCGAUGGAAAUUCUGACGAACAAACACAUACUCAAGAUAGUCCUGAUUGCAUUUUCAACGAUUUGCGUCAAGAGAGAUUCAUGAUACAACAUCAAAACCUCAUGGGAAUGACUGUGACGUCCGGAAGUGUGGUUUUAAAUAAAGACGAGAAAAAUCUCAUUGGUAUCAGUAUAGGGGGUGGAGCGCCUUUAUGCCCUUGCUUAUAUAUAGUACAGAUAUUUGAUAACACACCUGCAGCUAAGGAUGGUACGCUUCAGAGUGGGGAUGAACUUGUCGGCGUGAACGGUCAGAGCGUCAAGGGGAAGACUAAAGUCGAAGUGGCCAAAAUGAUACAAGCGGCUAAGGACACCGUGACAAUAAACUAUAAUAAACUCCACGCAGAUCCAAAACAAGGUAAAUCCCUAGAUAUAAUAAUGAAGAAGAUGAAGCAUAGACUUGUCGAGAAUAUGUCAACGGGAACAGCGGAUGCGUUAGGUCUGUCUAGAGCUAUACUCUGUAAUGACACGUUGGUAGCGAAGCUGAAUGAAAUGAGAGAUACAGAAACUACGUAUAAGAGAUUAGUGGAACAUGCCAAAAGAAUGCUAAAAUCAUAUUUUGAUGUUCUUCAAACUUACAAAUCAUUGGGCGAUAUCUUCGCCUCUAUUGGUGUAAGGGAACCUCAAGCUAGAGCAUCAGAAGCCUUUACCAAAUUUGGUUCCUACCACAGAUUACUCGAGAGAGAUGGAAUCAAAAUGUUGAAGACUUUGAAACCAAUCCUAGCAGAUAUGGGUACAUAUUUGCACAAAGCUAUCCCCGAUACAAAGUUAACGAUACGCAAAUACGCAGACACGAAAUUCGAAUAUCUAUCAUAUUGCUUGAAAGUCAAGGAAAUGGACGACGAGGAAUACGGAUACAACGCUCUACAGGAACCAUUGUAUAGAGUCGAAACCGGUAAUUACGAAUAUAGAUUAAUCCUCCGUUGCCGUCAAGAAGCCAGGACCAGGUUUGCCAGAUUGAGAUCUGAUGUUCUAGUUAAGCUGGAACUUUUAGACAACAAAAAGACGCAGGACGUAGCCUAUCAGUUGAGGAGAUUCAUUCAGGGAUUGGCAGUUUAUCUCAAUGAAACAGUUGAACAUUUGAAGGAGAACUCUACCUUGUUCCCUGUUGAAGUUGAUCUCUCACAGAACGCCUUCCAGUACAAAUCUACAGCACAGAUUAUACAAGACAGUCAAGAUGACGACGAAGAAAUAGAGUUCGGUAAAGAAAUACAAGAAUAUCACGACGUAUCUGACGAUGAAUCGAAAGACAAUAAAGCGGCGAAUCGUCGACAGAAUCAGGACAAAGACACCACUGACUCUUCCGAUCAACUGCUUCCUGAUUUGACAGGUAGCUUAGACAUUGACAGCAACGUCAAAAAUGACAAUGACAACUUAACGCUAUUGACAGAAUUAGGGUUGGCGGAUACUAAGGCGGAUGAUUUUGGCGAUUUUCAAAACGGCCUCGAUGAAUUUAUUAAAAAUAAAAUCGAGACAGAAGACGUUUUUGAUAAAUUGUUGAGUGACUUAAACAUUGGUCAGUAA